ACAUGGAAGGAAUCUAUCACUCAGUUGUCUCCAAAGCCAAUGACUGUAAGCAGCUCAGAUGUGGACCAGAAGAACAUGAGAAAACAUUUGAGUAGUUCCUGCAUUUCAGUGCUUUCCUGCAAGGGGCCAUCUUCUCCAACAAUCAAGAAUAUCAUAAGCAAAGCCAAAGCAGGAUCAGAGUCUAAGGACGAGGAAAAUGAUUAAAAAAUGGACACCAAAUGUACUUCUGUUUCUCAGCUGCCCAGGAAAAUGUGGUGCGUUGAUGACUUUGAAAUUGGGCGGCCACUUGGGAAAGGUAGAUUUGGAGCCGUUUAUUUGGCUCGUGAACAAAAUACCCACUUCAUCCUAGCCCUAAAAGUCAUCUUCAAGUCUGCCCUCGAGAAAUCACAACUGGAGCACCAGCUCCGAAGAGAAAUAGAAAUUCUGAGUCAUCUCAGGCAUCCAAAUAUUUUGAGAUUUUAUAACUACUUUCAUGACAGAACACGGAUCUACUUGAUGUUGGAAUAUGCUACAGGAGGGGACCUGUACAAAGAGUUGCAAAAACAUGAGCAUUUUGAAGAGACUAGAACUGCCACGUAUGUAGAAGAAAUAUCUGAUGCUCUGAUAUACUGCCAUGCUCAGAAAGUGAUCCACCGAGAUAUCAAGCCUGAAAACCUCCUGCUAGGACUUAAAGGGGAACUGAAGUUAGCAGACUUUGGCUGGUCCGUGCAUGCUCCGUCACUCAGGAGGACAACAUUUUGUGGCACGACAGAUUACCUUGCCCCAGAAAUGAUUGAUGGGAGAACCCAUGAUGAAAAUGUUGAUGUUUGGUGUGUUGGUGUUCUGUGUUUUGAAUGUCUUGUGGGGUAUGCGCCAUUUGAAACACCCACCCGCAAUGAAACAUAUAAAAGAAUUGCAGAGGUUAAAUUCACAUUUCCCACAUGGGUGCCUGAUGGUGCCAAGGACCUUAUUUCAAAAACACUUAAGCGCAUUCCUUCUUUGAGGCUCUCUCUCAAAGAAAUAAUAAAACAUCCCUGGGUUAAGAAGAACUCAAGGAGGAUUUUCCCACCAGUUUAUAAAGCAGCUGAACAAUAAACUUGUGCUUCCACGAGAAGACACUCUCACUCUGGAAUAUUGACUACGUGUGCUUUUUUGAGAUGGCUGGAUUUUUUUUUUUAAUUGUUAGGAUUCAGUUUAUCAGAAUGAAGAGGAGUGGGAAGUAU
Molecule: messenger RNA, 1202 nt
Organism: Mauremys mutica (yellowpond turtle)
Lineage: Eukaryota; Metazoa; Chordata; Testudines; Geoemydidae
Product: aurora kinase B-A-like
Exons: 8
Coding region: 208-1074 (288 amino acids)
Biological process (GO): regulation of cytokinesis; mitotic spindle organization; protein phosphorylation
Cellular component (GO): spindle pole centrosome; chromosome passenger complex; spindle microtubule
Molecular function (GO): protein kinase activity; ATP binding
Source: RefSeq, a predicted model, not a curated record